Messenger RNA from Coprinopsis cinerea okayama7#130, 924 nucleotides. RefSeq lists its product as hypothetical. The coding region runs from base 1 to 924 and encodes 307 amino acids. NCBI's taxonomy places the organism in Eukaryota, Fungi, Basidiomycota, Agaricomycetes, Agaricales, Psathyrellaceae. Gene Ontology annotation, molecular function: GTP binding. The record is from RefSeq and is a predicted model, not a curated record. The transcript has 4 exons.
AUGGCAUCCCCGAGGAGCAGUUCCACUAUCGACAGAGACCCCUUCAUUCCCGAUGCAAAAGCGGACGAUAUGUUGAUACUCGUUAUGGGACCAACGGGUGUCGGGAAAAGCACUUUCAUCCAGCGAUAUACCAAGAACCAGGCUUGUACGAUCGGAAACAGCCUCGUAUCGUGCACCCAGAGCGUCACAUGCUAUGAGGCGACUGUCCCUUCCGAGUUCGAAGAUCUGACAAAGAGGCGCUUGUUCCUGGUGGAUACGCCUGGAUUCGACGACACUUAUCAAGACGAUUCGGCAAUCUUGAAACGCGUCUCGGACUGGUUGGCCAAAUCGUACAAGACCCAGAUGCGCGUAACUGGUAUCGUAUAUGUCAACGAUAUCAGCCAGAAGCGGAUGUUUGGGUCUACUAGGACGAACUACAACAUGUUCAAGAAGUUGUGCGGUCACAAGUCUUUCAAGCGACUGGUGAUGGCUACUUCUCAGUGGGACCUCGUCGAAUCAAAGAGCGGGGAGAAGCGCGAGGAUGAGAUGAAGAAGGAGUUCUGGAAAGAUGUGCUGAAGGAAGGGGCCGUCAUCAGGCGCAUCAUGUACGAGGGAGAGGACUUGAAGGAUGAAUCUAAGGGUAUCAUCACUUACCUACUAGACGAAGAGCAGCGACACGAUCGCAACAGAAGGCUUAAGACCGAGGCGUUGCGGAUUCAGACAGAGGUCGUGGAUUUGCAGAAAAGGAUACCCGCAACCAAGGCCGGGAGGGAGCUGAGGACGACUUUGGAAGGCCUGUUGCAAAUGCAGAAAGAGAUGGAAGUGGAAGAGAUGGAUUCAGGCCGCGUUGAGGAUCUGAAGAAGAAGAAGGAAGACCUGCAACGGCAAGUCGACACCUUGCAGCUCACUCUGUCUGAGCGCAUAAAGGGUUGGCUCAGGCUUUAG